CUUUCCCCCAUGGAAAGGACUAUCAUACAAGGAAUCAAACGGCUACGCGUUCUUACUCCCUAUGAUUAUGAUAAUAUGGAUGAGCUUGUUCAAGAUUUGAGCAAUGCUCUAGAGGAAACUUCUUACAGUAGAGUAUCUCCAAAUAAAUCUAAGAAAGGAAGAAUAUGGAAGAGACGAUCAAAAUCUACUGGUAAUUUAAUUGCAUUAGGAAGCAGUUUACCAAAAUCGAGUGCAGUUAGUGAAGAUUCAGAAUCUAGUUUAGAUGACAGAAUCAGAUGGAAGAUGGAAAUCACAGCUAAUGGUACUCAACCACAUAGUGAUUCAGAUGACAUACCACCAAGACAGCAACUUACAGCUUGGAGACAUUGUGUGGCAAAUAUGGUGGAAUCAGAUUCUGUUAAUGAAAAUUUUCUUCCUUCAAGACCACAUCGACGAAAAAGAAAAUUCAAAAGAAUGGCUGUUGAUCCUCAACCUAUAUCAUGCAGUGAAGUAAUUCCAUCCAGUGCUAUUACUUGUUCUAUUCAAAAAACAAAGAAGGUGAGAAGUUUGAGAGCUCUUAAGAAUAAAGCAAAAUUGCUGAAAGCUUGUGAUGCUGAUACAGAAAAUAUGUGUGGAGACAACUAUAUAGAUAUUGAACCAUUGGGAUUGUGUGGAAAAAGGAAACGAAGUAUGCGCGAGAGAAGUAUUGAAUGUGCAGGUUAUGGUGAUAAACAUAACUUCAGAAUGAGUGGAAAAUUUCUAGUCAAUUCACCAGUUAGUACUCCUUUUUUUUGUGAUGACGGUUGCUCCAGUUGGCAUAAUAAACAUCAGUUGAUGGAAUAUGAAGAUCCAGAAGGAAAUAAAACACGAUUGACUAUCAUACAAGGAAUCAAACGGCUACGCGUUCUUACUCCCUAUGAUUAUGAUAAUAUGGAUGAGCUUGUUCAAGAUUUGAGCAAUGCUCUAGAGGAAACUUCUUACAGUAGAGUAUCUCCAAAUAAAUCUAAGAAAGGAAGAAUAUGGAAGAGACGAUCAAAAUCUACUGGUAAUUUAAUUGCAUUAGGAAGCAGUUUACCAAAAUCGAGUGCAAUUAAUUUUAUUAAUUUAUUGAACACAGCUGAUGAUGAACAAAGUGAUUUUUUCCAUGAAUCGGGUCCUGCUACUGGAAUGUCUGGUAUAGAUCCUUGGUGGGAAGAUGAGAAAUUUAUUACUGUUGAUAGUCAUGAAAUGGAUUCUAAAUUUCAAGCAAUUUUAUCAGGAAGUUUUGAACAUUUAUCUGAAGCAGCUAAGCAUGCUUAUCAUGCUAAAUUAAGUCAUUUAACUGGAAGGGUAAGUUUAUUAUGUAAGUAAGUAAUAACUAUAUAA
Messenger RNA from Centruroides sculpturatus (bark scorpion), 1344 nucleotides. Its product is annotated as G patch domain-containing protein 2-like. NCBI's taxonomy places the organism in Eukaryota, Metazoa, Arthropoda, Arachnida, Scorpiones, Buthidae. The transcript has 3 exons. The coding region runs from base 10 to 1329 and encodes 439 amino acids. The record is from RefSeq and is a predicted model, not a curated record.